Sclerotinia borealis F-4128 is the source of this 372-nucleotide messenger RNA. Lineage: Eukaryota; Fungi; Ascomycota; Leotiomycetes; Helotiales; Sclerotiniaceae. The record is from the annotation of a GenBank genome assembly.
AUGGCAGAACAACAGCAGCAUCUUCAAGCCCUCACAGAGGAAUAUCAAAAACUCCAAACAGAUCUCCAAAACUCCAUCGCCUCCCGUCAAAAGCUCGAAUCCCAACAACAAGAAAACAAGGGCGUUCAAAAGGAAUUCUCUGCCCUAACCUCCACAGCCAACAUCUAUAAACUCGUGGGCCCCGUCCUCCUAAAACAAGAUAAAACUGAAGCGGUUAUGGCCGUCGAUGGGCGCUUGGAAUUUAUCGAGAAGGAAAUAAAACGAGUAGAACAAGUUCUUAAAGAUGUACAGGAUAAAAGCGACGGUUUGAAAAUGGAGAUAAUCAAACUACAAUCCGAAACCCAAGGAGCGCAACCUCAAGCUGUUGCAUAA